UUUCAACUUUUUUUUUUUUUUUAACUCUCAGACAAACACAAAAAGAGAUUAAAAAAAAAAAAAUCUGUCUUUGAAAGUUGGCCUCUCUGGUUUUACGCCGGUUGGCAGCUGAAACGGCUCAAUUGGUUUUUCUUUCUCUUUCUCUGUUCUCUUUCUCUCCCUUUAAAAUCCCAACACCAACUAUCUCUUUUUUUCCUUUGCUUUCUCUCUUACCAAACAAUAAAAAAAAUUAAUUUUUCUGUUGUCAAACAAGAAAGGUUAUUAGCUUCUUCAAAAAAGUCCCAGAUUAGUUUGCAUGCAUUUAAUCCCUUUUAAAGCUUACAAAAAGAUUUUCUUUUUUUUUUUUGCUUAUUUCUAAGCUUCGUGAUUAUCGUAGCUGUUUUUCUUAAUGGGGCAGUUUUAAGUAACGGUUAAGGUAUCAUCAGUGUUUUUUUGGGGUAUGAUUUGAGUUCAAAAGGUUUUUGAGCUAAUUUUUGUUUGUUUCCUCAAGAAAUAGUUUUGGAUUUUGGUGUCAUUUUAGAGAAAGGAAAAAGUUUUUUCUGAAGGUUAUAGACUUGUAUAGUAUAUAUAUAAGAAUAUUUAAUGGCACCAGCGAGUAACUGGCUUUCAUUUUCACUAUCUCCAAUGGAGAUGUUGAGGUCAUCAUCUGAGCCUCAGUUUAUGGCACAUGAAGGAUCUUCUGCUGCUGCUUCUUCUCAUUACCUGAUCGAUAACUUCUAUGCUAAUGGCUGGACAAAUUCAAAACAUCAAAUGUUUUUAACAGAAGGAGAGGAUAACCAAAGCAAAGAAGCUAGAUCCCCAGCCAUGGAUGAUGAACAUCCCAUUCUCACAAGCUUCCACCAACAAGCACCAAAGCUUGAAGACUUCCUUGGCGAUUCCUCAUCGAUUGUUCGGUAUUCAGAUAGCCAAGCUGAAACCCAAGACUCGUCUUUAACCCAAAUCUAUGAUCACAGCGGCUCUGCUUACUUCAAUGAGCACCAAGAUCUCAAGGCAAUUACUGGGUUUCCAGCGUUUUCGACAAACUCGGGAUCAGAAGUUGAUGAUUCGGCCUCAAUGGGUCGAACUCGGUUGACCGCUGUCGAGUUUCCUGGUCAGUCGAUUGAGUCCUCUGGUACCGAGUUGGGUUUCUCCGAUUGUCCAACUGCCGGUAACUUGUCACUUGGGGUUAAUCAAAGUUGCGAAGACAACAAUAAUAGUACUAAUAAUAAGGCCAUUGUUUCGGUUGACACAAAUUGCUCAAAGAAGAAUGAUGAGACUUUGGGUCAGCGAACUUCAAUUUACAGAGGUGUCACCAGACACAGGUGGACGGGUAGAUAUGAAGCUCAUCUAUGGGAUAACAGCUGUAGGAGAGAGGGUCAAGCCAGAAAAGGGCGUCAAGUAUACUUAGGUGGCUAUGAUAAAGAAGAAAAGGCCGCUAGGGCUUACGAUUUGGCAGCUCUAAAAUACUGGGGUCCUACAGCUACCACCAACUUCUCGAUUUCAAAUUAUUCGAAAGAGUUGGAAGAGAUGAAGCAUGUGACCAAGCAAGAGUUUCUUGCUUCCUUGAGAAGGAAGAGUAGUGGAUUUUCAAGGGGUGCAUCAAUUUACAGAGGUGUCACAAGGCAUCAUCAACAAGGCCGAUGGCAAGCAAGGAUAGGCCGUGUUGCUGGAAACAAGGAUCUGUACUUAGGCACUUUUGCUACUGAAGAGGAGGCAGCAGAGGCCUAUGAUAUCGCGGCCAUCAAGUUUAGGGGUGUGAAUGCGGUGACCAACUUUGAGAUGAACCGAUAUGAUGUUGCUACCAUUGCCAAGAGUUCUCUUCCCAUUGGUGGAGCAGCUAAGCGCCUAAAGCUUUCACUUGAAUCAGAGCUAAAACCAAUAGUAAACCAUGAGCAACAAUCCCUGUGCAGCUCCAACAGCAACAGUAUAAGUUUUGCUCCCUUGGAGCCAAUAUCGGCUAUUCCUUGCGGAAUCCCUUUUGAUACUGCGGCAGCGGCAGCAUUUUAUCAGCAGGAUCUCUACCACCACCUUCAGACUGCCAACAUCGGCAUCUCUGAUCUCCCCGGUUCUUCCUCAACAAUGGCAACCCCGAUGAUGGUAAUGCCGCAGCCAGCAGCUGAGUUUUUCUUAUGGCCUCACCAGUCUUACUAAAAUGACCGAGCAAUUUUAACAACAAAGAAUAGUUGCAAUUCAGGUAACAGUAAGUAGCAACCGACGCCAUGUACCCCAGCUGACCCGCAUAAUCUGACCAUCACAAGUACCUGAUCUACCUUGUUCUUAUCUUGGCAAGAGGUUUUUGUUUUGAAGGCUAAAGGUUUCUAGUUUUUAAAGUAUCUUAUAUCUUCAAAUGUUAAAGAUGAGACACGCUGAAAUGGGCAAACCAUUCCCGUUCUGUUGCGAAAUUUUUUGAGUGUGUUCACGGAGUUGCACGGCUGCCAUUAUCAGCUGUUUCUAUCUUCCACAAAUUCUCGCAUAGGCUUUUCCUGUUCUCUUAUAUUUACAGUCAAAGAGCAAAAAAAAUUGGAUGGGAUUGGCUUUUUCUUUCCCCUUAGUUUGUGGUCAGGAAACAGCCGAACCGAACAAAGAUAACUAAAAUGUCACAUCAAACACUUCAAGAUAAAAGAAAAUAUGAGGAGUCAUGCCUAACCCCAUUAAACUUAUGACACCCACCCAACGAACAAAACGCCCUCGUUUGGACCCCAUCCUCUUGAUCUCACACCCUAACCGCCGAAUCAACUCACCUUCACCUAUUAACGAAGUAACCAACAGCCAACUUCAA
Messenger RNA from Durio zibethinus, 2758 nucleotides. RefSeq names its product AP2-like ethylene-responsive transcription factor AIL6. The record is from RefSeq and is a predicted model, not a curated record. Gene Ontology annotation, molecular function: DNA-binding transcription factor activity; DNA binding. Gene Ontology annotation, biological process: regulation of DNA-templated transcription. NCBI's taxonomy places the organism in Eukaryota, Viridiplantae, Streptophyta, Magnoliopsida, Malvales, Malvaceae.